This is a messenger RNA of Callorhinchus milii (elephant shark), 2888 nucleotides long. It is a transcript of the gene usp1, whose product is annotated as ubiquitin specific peptidase 1. The transcript has 9 exons. Gene Ontology annotation, molecular function: cysteine-type endopeptidase activity; cysteine-type deubiquitinase activity. The record is from RefSeq and is a predicted model, not a curated record. Lineage: Eukaryota; Metazoa; Chordata; Chondrichthyes; Chimaeriformes; Callorhinchidae. Bases 213 to 2570 code for a protein of 785 amino acids. Gene Ontology annotation, biological process: protein deubiquitination. Gene Ontology annotation, cellular component: nucleus; cytosol.
GAGCGGCGACGCAGGCGCUGUGCGGGCAGCCGGCGCGCGGGGUCCUGGCUUCGGAAAGGGCGCCAAGCGGUGGGGCCGAGAGCUGGAGGAAGGUGGAUGUGUUCGGGGAGUAAAUCCAGACCAGUUUUUCCGAAGUUAGCAGUAUACAGCUCCUGUCUUGUCUCUGCACCAGUGCGGGAUUUGUAUCUAUUUGUGUGAGGCAUUGCCAAGGAAUGCCUGGCCUGAUGCAGAAUGAGAACAGUGGGAGAGCGAGCCCCACCAAACGCAAACGACUCUCCCUCAAGUUCUUCCAGAAAAAAGAAGCCAAACGAGCGUUAGACUUCAACGAUAAGCAAGAGAGCGAGCAAAGCGUUUCCGAACACCGAGGUCCUGACAAAUGUGACCAGAUUGUUUCGGAGACUUUGUUGGCACCUGCGGUUGGAUAUGAAAAGAGAGAGGAGCUUCUGCCUUUCGUGGGGCUGAACAACCUGGGCAAUACGUGUUACCUCAAUAGCGUGCUUCAGGUGUUGUACUAUUGCCCUGCAUUUAGAACUGGGAUAAAAUAUUUGUACAACAUCAUCUCACGGAAACGAGAGAUGCUGCAGAACGAACAGGAGCCAAAAAAAGAGCAGGAGGAGUCGGAGGACCAGGAGGAGCUGCCCAUCUGUUUAGAGCUGAUCUGGAAUCUUCACAGCCUGAUUGUGUCCAUGGAGCAGGUACAGGCCAGCUUCCUGCUGAACCCCGACAAGUACACCGAGGGGGAACUGGCCGCACAGCCCAAGAGACUAAUGGGAACUCUGAAGGAGCUCAAUCCGAUGUAUGACGGGUACCUGCAGCACGAUGCACAGGAAGUGUUGCAGUGCAUCUUGGGAUACAUUCUGGAGGCCUGCCAGUUGUUGCAGAGGAGCAUUCCCGCUGGAGAGGAAAAAGCGACGUCCGACACGGAGGAUCCCGGUGAGCAUCAGCACACAGCCACCACAGCAGAACACUCCGAGGAACAAGGAGCUGACCAAAUGCCAAACCUGGAGAGGGAGCAAGAGAUGCCGGCCAGGAAAAGGAGGAACGUGAAAAGAAAGGGCGACGCGCAAGCUGGGAACGCAACCAAGAAAUCCAAAGUUCCCAAAGAUCCGAAGAGAACCGAGGAGAAACGUCCAGAGCGAGGAAAGAGAAAACCAGCUGAGGACGCUAUAGAACAGGUGGCAGAGACUGAGGCUAAACACGUGACUGACAGCAUCCCUGCUCGUUCAGUUACUCAGAAGAAAACUCGACUUGGGUUGCGAUGGCUUAAGCCUACAGUCAACCAACCCAGUAUUCUCUCCAAAUUCUGCAGCCUUGGGAAGCUCACGGCCAGCCUGGGGGCGAAGGGGCAUAGAAGGGAGGAAGUAAAUGGCAGCCAGGUGGGCUCCAGAAAGGAGGAGGCUUUGAUUGAAGGCCUCGCUGCCCCCAACUGUAGCCCCUGUUGUAUGUCCCAAAAUCUGGGCAAGAAAAGUGGCCACUUGUGUACAGGUGAAGACAAGAGCACGAGUGAGACAGUGCCGACUGGCUUUGACCUGAUAGAGGGAAUGUUCCAAGGCCAGUUAGUGCUGAGGACGCGCUGCUUGGAAUGCGAGUGUUACUCAGAGCGAAGAGAGGACUUCCAGGACAUCAGCGUUCCCGUGCAAGAGAACCACCCUAACAAGGAGGAGCCUGGGUCGGAGAUUUCCCCAGAGCCUAAGCUGGAAGUGAAGACACUGAAGUGGGCCAUCUCGCAGUUUGCCUCGGUCGAGCGGAUCGUAGGAGAAGACAAGUACUUCUGUGAGAAUUGCCAUCAUUACACCGAAGCAGAGCGCAGCCUGCUGUUUGACAAGAUGCCCGAAGUGGUGACAAUCCACCUCAAGUGCUUUGCGGCGUGCAGCUCCGAGUUGGAACCCUACGGCAAUCUCUCAAAGGUCAACACUCCGCUGUUGACUCCUCUCAAGCUCUCGCUGGCAGAGUGGAGCACCAGGGAGUCCAACGACUGCUACGAGCUGUUUGCGGUUGUCAUGCACAACGGGGUGAGCAUCAGCAACGGCCACUACACCGCGUACGUGAGGGUGAGCCAGCUCGGGCAGUGGGAGCAGCCUACAGUGUGCAACACCAGCAAACAGGAGCCCCUCAACCAGGGGGAGACCAAGAGCUCCCUCGGCCUCCCGGAGUACGACGACGGAGAAGUCUCAUUCAAGCUGAAGGGGAACGUGCCGCCGACGGCAGCAGCCGGCAAGACUACCAAGAAGCUGGCCGAGAGCGUGGGGCUGCUGGGGGGUCAGAAGUGUGUGUCCAGCUCCGAGCCAGAGAAGCCUGGAAUCGGCGUGAAAGACAAUGUAAGGCCAGAGUGCGUCGCCUCAGGCGACAAGCUGGCCGCCUCCGUCAAAGACCAGGCCUGCAGCGUUAACGGAGGCAAAGCCCCGGAAAGUGUCGGCAGCCUGCGGGGCUACGAGGGGAAGUGGAUGUUGUUUGACGACUCGGAGGUGAGGCUGACAGACGAGCAGCAUUUCCUAGGCUCACUUUCUCCCUCGUCCUCCUCCACCUCCACCCCUUACCUCCUCUUUUACAAGAGAAUCGCAGCCCCGUGAGCAGUGUGCACUCACAGACACUAAUGCCAGGGCAAAGCAGUAGCCUCCUUCCUGAUGGCUGAUUUCACAGGCCUUCAUUGUUUUAGUGUAGAUCAUUGUUAGCAGGGAGUGCCUCUCUCUCUCGCUCGCUCGCCUGUUAGCACUACUGCUGGUACAAUAAUAAUCGUGACAGGAGACAUCAUUCGGACUCCAGCUGCCCAGACCCAUGUAGAUCCUAUUUUCUAAGUAAAUAUAACUGGAUGUGUUUCGCCUCCUUCAUAGAAAGGGGAAAUGUUCUCCCACAAAAUAUACAGUCAACUCAUUCCACAGUAUAUUCUG